Messenger RNA from Syngnathus typhle (broad-nosed pipefish), 1807 nucleotides. It is a transcript of the gene strada, whose product is annotated as STE20 related adaptor alpha. Gene Ontology annotation, biological process: protein phosphorylation. The coding region runs from base 203 to 1591 and encodes 462 amino acids. Gene Ontology annotation, molecular function: protein kinase activity; protein serine/threonine kinase activator activity; ATP binding. The record is from RefSeq and is a predicted model, not a curated record. NCBI's taxonomy places the organism in Eukaryota, Metazoa, Chordata, Actinopteri, Syngnathiformes, Syngnathidae. The transcript has 13 exons.
UUUGCACCCUCCCACAUGACCUAUGACGUAUAUGAUACGCGACAGCGGUUAGCUGUCACCGCCGAAGAACUGAGGAGGAUGGCGAGCUCGUCGAGUUACGUCAAAGUAGAAUUUUAGUCAACUCGUUGCGAUCCCCAACGUUGUACGAAUUAAACGGGAUUCCCAGGACCCGGUUACAAGAUUAGAUGAAACAAAAGGAUCAAUGUCUUUUCUUCGCUGGGUGUCUGAGAAAUUGAGUGUGGAGAGCCUGCGGGAUUUGGAGUUGUUUGGAGGAGUUGGAUGGCGUGCUCCGCUGUGGCAGUGCAUGGCACCGCCUGCCCGCUCCGCCCGACGCCGCCACUUGGGCAAAUCUAGCCUGCCAGCACAGCCACUCACACAGGCCCAUGAGGACAGCAGGGAAAGCGUGAGGUCCCUUCCACGUGGAGACACCAUGGGCAGCUUCCUCCCAGACAGCAGCGCCUAUCAGUUGCUCGCCGUUAUCGGCCGAGGCCUGGACCACCUGAUGACUGUCAACCGGGCUGUGUACAAACCCACCGGGGAGCACGUGGCCGUACGUCGCAUCGACCUGGAGUCGUGUACUAACGAAAUGGUCGCCUACCUGCAGGCCGAGCUGCACGUGUCCAAGUUGUUUCACCACCCCAGUAUUUUGCCCUACAAGAGCGUCUUCAUCGCUGAGAACGAGUUGUGGGUCAUCAGCCCCUUCAUGGCGUAUGGGUCAGCCAGAGAACUGGUCAGCACGUAUUUCCCUGACGGCAUGAGCGAGCUCACCAUCGCAUACAUCUUACUGGGCAUCCUCAAAGCGCUGGAGUACAUCCACCAAAUGGGAUAUGUGCACAGGAGCGUAAUGGCCAGCCACGUUCUGAUUGCUGCCGACGGCCAGGUGCGCAUGUCUGGCCUCCGCAGCAUCUUCAGCCUGAUCCGACACGGCCGACGGGCCAAGGUGGUGCACGACUUCCCGCAGAACAGCGUCAAGGUGCUGCCGUGGCUCAGCCCUGAAGUGCUGCAACAGAACCUGCGGGGCUAUGACUUUCGCUCCGAUAUCUACAGCCUGGGCAUCACAGCGUGUGAGCUAGCUAACGGACACGUUCCCUUUAAAGACAUGCCGGCUACGCAAAUGUUACUGGAGAAGCUCAACGGGACAGUGCCGUGCUUGCUGGACACCACCACCAUCCCGCCGGAGGAGCUCUGCAUGAAGCCAUCGCGCUCCGGCGCCGACUCGGGCAUCGGCGAGGGGCCAGGAGGAGGAGGCGGAGGCGGCGGCGGCGGCAGUGUUGGCGGGGUGCGCCACUCCAAUGGCGAACCGAUUUCCUCGUCCGCACACCCGUACAACCGCACUUUCUCGCUGCACUUUCACGCCUUCGUCGAGUUGUGUCUUCAGAGGGACCCGGAGAAGAGACCCUCCGCCUCCGCUCUCAUAGGUCAUCCCUUCUUCAAGCAGAUCAAGCGGAGGCCCUCGGAGGCGCUGCCCGAGCUGCUGAGGCCCGCGUCGCCCAUCGGCAGCAGCGAGAGCUCCCAGCCACCGCCGGCGUCCAGACUGGCCAGCCUGGAGUCGGGCCUCAGCCACCUGGACGUGGACGACUGGGAUUUCUGACCAACCCGUGUCUGAGUGUAAAUAAGUUGGCGUUACUCUUCUGAGCCGCUUGGCGUUGCGCUCCUUUUGUUUCUCGUCUUAAAACGGCCUCCUUCUCCUCUCAGGCUUUGUACAGAAUAUGCUCUACCUCGCUGGCUCGCACACGUUUGCAUGUUCCUUUACUGGAUGAAUGUUACUGAUUUGACAAUAAAAGCGAUGUUUCCGCUUGCUAAAAAA